AAGACAGCAGCUGACAGGCUCGCAGAACCGACCCAAAAGCGGCGGCGGCGGCGGUUUGACUCCGCUCGGCGACUCUUAUCCACACAACGCGGACGACGGAGCGGCGACACUUUCCCCCACAAACAUUUGGACCUUUUAGGAGGGACAGCGAGAAGCUUUCUCUCCCAGGCUGUCAGUGUCGAAGUGGCGGACCGGGGGGAGGACCGCGGACGUCGCAAGGACGCGUUGGACUUGGACUGCUUCCGGCUCUGCUCGGCGGCGGCGCGAUGCUGGCCCGGCACGCGAUGCUCCUGGUGGCGCUGCUGAGCCGAAGAUCGGAAGGCAACUUGUUGGACAGCAUUCUGCUUCGGACCGGCUGGAAGGGCGAGUCGGAGGAGAGGGGCGGGGGCGGCGCCAACGCCAACGUCAGCGGCGGGGGCGGCGCAGGGGUCCAAAACGCGCUGUGGUGUCACUGCAACCUGCAUUGCCCUGAAGACUCUUCCAACAACAGUUGCAUGACGGACGGGUACUGCUUCACCAUGGUGGAGGAGGAAGGCGGUCUGGCCACGUUCACGUUGGGCUGUUUGGGACUGGCCGGCUCGGAGUUCCAAUGCAGGGACACGUGGAACGCUCGCUUCCGGAGAGCUCUGGAGUGCUGCAUGGAUCGGGACUACUGCAACAGCAACCUUCACCCUACUCUUCCUCCCUUGCAGAACUCAGAUGUGCACAGCGAUGCUCAUAACUUGGCUCUCUUCAUCUCCAUCACGCUCUGCAGCGUCUUCCUCGUCAUCGUCGUGGUCAUCUGCUACAUCAGGUACAAGCGGCAGGAGUCCGAGCCGCGCUACAGCAUCAACCUGGAGCAGGACGACUCGUACAUCCCUCGGGGCGAGUCGCUCAAGGAGCUCAUCGAACUGUCCCACAGCGUCGGAUCAGGGUCGGGCUCGGGGCUCCCCUUGUUGGUCCAGCGCACCAUCGCCAAGCAGAUCCAGAUCGUGAAGCAGAUCGGCAAAGGGCGCUACGGGGAGGUGUGGAUGGGCAAGUGGCGGGACGAGCGAGUGGCCGUCAAGGUCUUCCUCACCACGGAGGAGGAGAGCUGGUUCCGGGAGACCGAAAUCUACCAGACCUUCCUCAUGCGGCACAGCAACAUUCUGGGCUUCAUCGCGGCCGACAUCAAGGGCACGGGCUCGUGGACGCAGCUGUACCUGAUCACCGACUACCACGAGAACGGCUCGCUGCACGACUACCUGAAAUGCAACACGCUGGACGCCAAGGCCCUGCUCAGGCUGGCGUACUCGUCCGUCUCGGGCCUGUGCCACCUGCACAUGGAGAUCUUCGGCACGCAGGGCAAGCCGGCCAUCGCCCACCGAGACCUCAAGAGCAAGAACAUCCUGGUCAAGAGGAACGGGUCCUGCUGCAUCGCCGACCUGGGCCUGGCCCUCAAGUUUAGCACCAACCUCAACGAGACGGACGUGGCGGCCAACCUGCGCGUGGGCACCAAACGCUACAUGCCCCCCGAAGUCCUGGACGAGACCUUGAACCGGACCAUCUUCCAGUCCUUCCUCAUGGCCGACAUGUACAGCUUCGGCCUGAUCGUGUGGGAGAUGGCCCGGCGCUGCGUUUCCGGAGGGAUCGUGGACGACUACCAGCUGCCCUACUACGACCUGGUGGCCUCUGACCCCUCCUACGACGACAUGAAGAAGGUGGUCUGCGUCAAGCAGCAGAGGCCGGCGUUUGCCAACCGUUGGGCCACAGACGAGUGCUUAUGUCAGGUGACAAAACUGAUGUCGGAAUGCUGGUCGCACAAGCCCCUGUCCCGCCUGACCGCCUUGAGGGUGAAGAAGACCCUCACCAGGAUGUUGGAGUCUCAGGAUAUCAAGCCGUGAGAGAACCGCAACCGCUCCGGCGCAUUUGAGUUUUAGCCCACCUUUUGCGUUGGUCCCGCCUCGCUUUCUGUGAAAGCUGAGUGGCUCUCGAGGGGAGCCGGGGGGGUACGCCAAGCCCUUCGCCCUUCGCCCUGCCCCCAAAAAGCCGCAGAGCAGUAUUUUUACGAGCAGUUUUUUGUACUGUUGACUUUGGCCAAAGAUCACCGUGCUCAGUGACAUUCAUGGAUUAUUAGCAAUCGGAUUAAAUUUAUUGA
Messenger RNA from Syngnathoides biaculeatus (alligator pipefish), 2116 nucleotides. RefSeq names its product bone morphogenetic protein receptor, type IBb (gene bmpr1bb). The transcript has 12 exons. The record is from RefSeq and is a predicted model, not a curated record. Gene Ontology annotation, biological process: protein phosphorylation; BMP signaling pathway; cellular response to growth factor stimulus. Gene Ontology annotation, cellular component: plasma membrane; signaling receptor complex. Bases 267 to 1862 code for a protein of 531 amino acids. Gene Ontology annotation, molecular function: SMAD binding; ATP binding; transforming growth factor beta receptor activity, type I. NCBI's taxonomy places the organism in Eukaryota, Metazoa, Chordata, Actinopteri, Syngnathiformes, Syngnathidae.